AUGUCGAAUUCCGAAGAGCCACCUCAGAAGAAGAGGAAGAUGGAGGCGUCUCCGGCGUCGUCUCUGCUAACGUCGCUGCCAGAUGAUGUGGCUCUGAACUGCCUGGCUCGAGUCUCGAGAUUGGAUCGUGCGGCCUUAUCUGUGGCCGGCAAGAGCUAUCGAUCUCUAGUGGCUUCCCCUGAUCUCGACAAGAUCCGAUCGCAGAUGGGUCGCACCGAAACAUGCGUCUACGUAUGCUUACGAACCCCUCCUCCUGAUCCAAACCUUGGCUGGUAUAUCCUCCGCCGCAGAGAAACACUAGACGGCUCCUCCCCCGAUCUGAUCCCGAUCUCCUCGCUCCCCUCUCAGGCUCCGGAAGCAUUCUCCGUGGUGGCGGUGGAUUGGGGGAUUUAUGUGAUGGGUGGAAUGAUAAAGGGGAAGGCCACUUCCGAUGUGUGGCUCUUGGAUUGUCGGAGUCACACGUGGCGCAGCGUCCCUUCAAUGGGAGUGGCUCGAGCUUACGCGGCCGCUGGCGUCGUAGACGGGAAGAUUUACGUGUUAGGAGGCUGCGACGUGGUGGGUAAGCUUGGAGAGGUGUUCGACCCAAAGACUCAAACUUGGAAAACUCUGCGGCGGGCUCAGAAGAAGGGCAAUAAUAUGAUCCACGACAGUGUGGUGAGGGAUCAAAAGGUUUACGCAGUGGAUGGAAACGAUAGAACCUUUUACUACUCGCCGAGGGAAGGUAAAUGGGGAAAUGGGAAUCGUGGUCAAGCGAGUGGGAACAGAAGGGAUUGGUGUAUGGUUGAUAAUCUCAUCUUCUGUCUUAGCAGAAAGGGGACCAUCUUUUGGUGUGAGCCAGAUGAGUUGGAGUUGCGUGAACCAGAGGGGAUGAUGGAUACCAAGGAGGUCAAGGGUUUGGGCUCUUUGACUUUGAGUCUCCUUCAUUCCAGAGUGGUCCACUUUGGUGAGAAGCUGCUCCAUCGGUGGGACCAAUAUAAGAUCAAAUAUGGUAUAAGACAGGAGUUGGAAGAUUUAAAUCCGAGGCCGGUUUGUGAAAGCCAGGAGUUGGAAGAUUUACUUCCCGGGGCUAGACUGAGCAACUCUGGUGGGAACAUUCUGCUCUUCUGGGACGUCAUCAAUGGGGAUCGUCUUGAGAUCUGGUGUGCAGAGAUCUCCGUGGAGAGACGAGCCCAAGGAGGUGAGAUUUGGGGCAAUAUUGAGUGGUCAAGUGCUGUCAUGACUCUUGAUCCUUUCAUAGAUCACCACAAGAUUUUGCAUUCUGUUUCUGUCACUCUCUGA
Molecule: messenger RNA, 1278 nt
Organism: Microthlaspi erraticum
Lineage: Eukaryota; Viridiplantae; Streptophyta; Magnoliopsida; Brassicales; Brassicaceae
Source: the annotation of a GenBank genome assembly